CUUUAUAUUUUUUCAAGACUCAAUAAACUGCCCACUUCUUUCUCAAAAUGAGGUGUCUGUGGGGGCGGCCCUUGUCGCUCCGUGUGUCAAGGGUCCUCCGACUGCUAGCACACAGCGGCGAGCAGAGAAGGCAGGGGAGGAACUGCACAGACUCGGCGGCGGAGGGCGGCGGCGGCCCGCCCCUGGGGCGGGAAAAGCGGAGGUGCCAGGAGACACCUGGAAGCCCUUCCCCGCCCGGGCACGUAACAGAGCUGGAAGCCCGGCUGCCAGGGACGUGUCAUCGCGGCGCCAGCCUGGGAGCGCUGCGGCGCGGCGGCAGGAGAAACAGCAGAGGACGCCCUGGAAGAGCAGGAGCACGUGGGCCUGAGAGAAUGGCGCCAACACCAGCCCUGCAAAGCCACAUUCCAAAGCGGGGCCGGUGACAGCCACCGUGGCCCCGCAGGCCUCAGAGAAGACGGUCAAGCCAGCCAAGGCCGCCUCCCUGGCCAGGGGACUCCCAACGCGCAGGCGCAGCUGCCGGGGAGGGGCAACUGGGCGGAGUCAAGAGCCGGAAGUGCCUAGCGCCGCAGCCCCUCCCGGGAAACCAGCGGACCGGAACUCCCCGGAGUUCCCGGCCCCAGACAGAGCCCCGGGUUGCUGGGCAACCGAUGCGGCCACUGCAGCCGGUCUCUGCCUUGCUGGGAACAAGCCCGGUGUAGCUCCCACCUCCGGCGCCGGUAACCUCCCGUCCCGCCCACCUCCCUUAUUGUCGCCUCUCCUCCCGUCGCGGAAUCCUUGCCCUUGGCACUACUUGCAUCUCUCCGGGUCCCACGACACCUUAGCGCCCACUUGCUUCAAAGCCAAGCUCCACCGAAAGCGAGGUGUUCUGCCCCCGGACAUGGCCUCGACGCUGACUGACAGCACCUCUCGGGCCCCGGGCACCUACACCUACACCAGCCGGCCUCGGGCACUGCCCUGCCAGCGCCGCCGUUACCGGGACAGCCUGACGCAGCCAGAUGAAGAACCUAUGCAUUAUGGAAACAUAAUGUAUGACAGAAGGGUAAUUCGAGGCAACACUUACGCACUCCAGACCGGGCCACUGCCUGGACAGCCUGAUGCUCUAGAGCUUCAGAGACAACGGGAGGCUAAGAAGAGGGCUCUUGCCAGAAAACGAGCCCAAGAGCAGCUCAGACCACAAACACCUGAGCCCGUGGAAGGCAGAAAGCAUGUCGAUGUGCAAACAGAAUUAUACCUUGAAGAAAUUGCUGAUCGCAUAAUAGAAGUUGAUAUGGAAUGCCAAACAGAUGCAUUUUUGGACAGACCACCAACACCACUUUUUAUUCCUGCCAAAACUGGCAAAGAUGUGGCCACCCAAAUACUAGAAGGAGAGCUCUUCGACUUUGAUCUUGAAGUUACACCGGUGUUAGAAGUUUUGGUGGGGAAAACAAUUGAGCAAUCUCUUCUGGAAGUCAUGGAAGAAGAAGAGUUGGCUAACCUGCGGGCCAGUCAGCGUGAGUAUGAAGAACUACGGAACAGUGAACGUGCUGAAGUUCAACGACUUGAAGAGCAAGAGAGGCGACACCGAGAAGAAAAAGAACGGCGUAAGAAACAACAGUGGGAAAUAGCGCACAAGCACAACGAGACAUCACAAAAAAUCGCUGCCCGAGCAUUUGCACAGCGUUACCUGGCUGACCUUCUCCCGUCUGUUUUUGGCAGCCUCAGGGAUAGUGGCUACUUUUAUGAUCCCAUUGAAAGAGAUAUUGAGAUAGGAUUUCUUCCAUGGCUAAUGAAUGAAGUUGAAAAAACCAUGGAAUAUAGCAUGGUGGGAAGAACAGUGCUUGACAUGUUGAUCCGUGAGGUGGUUGAAAACAGACUAUAUAUGUAUGAGCAUCAGAGAGACUCACAUCCGUCUCCAGAACCCGAGGUUGAGCCUCAUGGUCCUGAAGCAAUGAGAGAGUCACUGGGGGCUUCUGAAUUCCUGGAGCAGAGCAUGUCACAGACACAGGGACUGCUUUUAGACAGAGACGACCUGCAAAGAACAACGUAUGACGAAAGUUCAUCCCAGGAAAGGAAGCUUAUGGAACAGAGCGAGCUCUUAGGGCAGGAUGAAGAAACAGCCAGGAGGGAGUCCUUAGGGAAGGAAGAAUUGUCAUAGGAGGGGAGCUUCGAAGUCAUGAAACCAAUCAACAGCCAAGUCAGCAAGCAAUCAGGUAAUGAUGCAUGAGUCCCCUCAGGUUAUAGAAAUUAUGUUGUAUUUGGUCUUCUUUUUGUCUAAUGGACUGGGCCAAUCAAAUGUCAUAAAAUAAAACUACUUUGAAAAUGAAACUUAAAUUGAAUUCAUUUACUUAAUACAAUAUUCAAAGGCUAUAUUGUAAUUCUAAUGAGAAUUAUAUUUAACCUAACCUUCUAUCACCAUUAUAUAUAACUAGCAAAUAUAUUUCUUCUUAAUCCUUCUAA
This is a messenger RNA of Sapajus apella (tufted capuchin), 2436 nucleotides long. It is a transcript of the gene RSPH3, whose product is annotated as radial spoke head 3. The record is from RefSeq and is a predicted model, not a curated record. Lineage: Eukaryota; Metazoa; Chordata; Mammalia; Primates; Cebidae. The coding region runs from base 878 to 2134 and encodes 418 amino acids. Gene Ontology annotation, cellular component: cilium. The transcript has 8 exons.